AUGGCCAACCCCCAUCCCGGUCCCGUGCUCCGAGAAGAAGAAAUCACAACAAGCAAAUAUGCAACUGACACCCGGCCUACAGUAAUGGAAAGGGCGUUCCCUUUUCUCAAUCUUCGACCCAGCCGUCGUGGCAGAUGCCAUUUCCCCGCCAGCAAUGCAAAGGCACGUUUGUUCGGGACUCUCAUCAGGCACUGCAACAGGCCCACAACAUACGACCAAUUAAUCAAGCAAACAACUGGAGGGUAA
This is a messenger RNA of Podospora bellae-mahoneyi, 246 nucleotides long. RefSeq lists its product as uncharacterized. The coding region runs from base 1 to 246 and encodes 81 amino acids. The record is from RefSeq and is a predicted model, not a curated record. Lineage: Eukaryota; Fungi; Ascomycota; Sordariomycetes; Sordariales; Podosporaceae. The transcript has a single exon.